AUGCUGGAGGAGCACCGGGGCUAUCUGUUGGAGCUCAUCUUGGUAAAAGCAAGGCUGAGUGCCGACAUGGCCAAGGCCUUGAAGCACACGGAAGCAAUGUUGAACAGUGCAGCACUUCAGAUCAUAGGCAUGUCGGCAACGCUUCCGAACGUGCAGCUGCUGGCGGACUGGCUGGGGGCCAGGCUCUAUGUCAGCAACGACCGGCCAGUCCCGCUCAGCCUCUCAGUCGCUGUGAAGGGUCAGGUCCUGCACCAGAACCGAGGAAUACAGGCAGCCAGGCCCGAGGCAAAGAACAGUCGGGACCCAGAUGGACUGGUGCCCUUGGUUUCGGAGUGCGUCUCAAUGCAGCAGUCGGUCCUCGUCUUCUGUGCUACGAAGGAUUGGUGCGAGAAAGCAGCUGCCUUGUUGGCUGAUGAGAUGCACUUUCAGCUCGAGGAGAACUCAGGUCCCGCCAUUGCAUGGCAGCAAAGUCAAGAUAAGAGGCUACAGCUCGUGGAAGAAUUGAAACAGACGCAUUCUGGCUUGUGUCCAGUCCUUGCCAAGACUGUGCUCCGUGGGGUUGCUUAUCACCACGCAGGGCUUACAACGGACGAGCGCAGUCUGCUGGAGGCAGCUUACAGGAAGGGAAUCUUACGUUGUCUUUGUGCCACGUCUACUCUGGCUGCAGGGGUCAAUCUACCAGCUCGGCGAGUCAUCAUUCGAUCCAUGAAGGUGGGACGAGAUCCCCUAGAUGCAGUUCGGUUCAGGCAAAUGGCUGGGCGUGCAGGUCGUGUCGGCUUCGAUACAGAGGGCGAAUGCAUUGUUAUGGCCAAGUCGCUAAAAGAAGCAGACGAGGCUCAUGCGCUCUUCGCAGCCCAGCUACAGCCCUUGCGGUCGGCUUUGGGAAAGGAGCGCUUAGUUAGGGCCGUGCUGGAGGUAGUGAGCUUGGGGCUCAUUCGCACGGUUGAAGAGAUCGAAGUGCACUUUGCAAGGAGACUCUUCCGUUUUUACGAAGAGCAGUCCCCGUCCAGUUUUUGCAGCGAGUGUGUGGUUCCAUCAACUUUGCUGCAAGAUCUACGUUCUGCACUGUGCUCAUUGAAGGCACAGAGGCUGAUCGAGGUGGACGAUGGCUUUGUGGGCAUCCGCCAAAGCAGCAGUGGCAACUUGCAGUGUGAAGGUGGGCCGUUCGCGCCACAGGCCACGAUUCGCUCAACUCCGCUGGGCAAUGGCGUCGUACAUUCUGCCCUGCGACCUGAAGAGGCCCUGAGCGUCUUUGCAGACCUUCAGACAGCUCGGAAAUGCCUUUGUUUGGACAACGAUCUCCAUCUGAUUUUUCUCGCGACUCCUGCAACAGCUGCGACCAUGGAGCCAGACUGGGGGAGGUACCUCAGCUACUAUGAGAGACUUCAACCAAGGGAUCGAGCCGUUUCUGAUGCAGUUGGAGUCUCGCACCAUUUUCUGCUGAAGCAGUCCAUGGGGCACCGUGGACCGCUUCCUGGGCCCAGCAGUGGUGAUUGGCGCCAGGAGCGGGAGCGCGUAACAGCUCUGCACCGACGCUUUUGGGCAGCUCUGGCCUUGCGAGAGCUGGCUGCGGAGAGCUCUCCCGCUCGAGUUGCCCGUGCUUUUGCGGCUUCUAGAGGCUCUUUGCAGGCGCUCCAGGGACUGGCGGCCACCUACUGCGGAAUGGUACGCCAGUUAUGCGAAAGGGUUCAUUGGCACGACAUGGCGGCGCUGUUUGACUGCCUGAUGCCGCGGCUGAGCUUUGGGGCCGCAGCAGAGGCGCUGCCCUUGUGUCGCAUCCCUGGAGUCCAUUCUGCAAGGGCAAGGGCGCUUCUUCAGGUUGGCCUGUCCAAGGUAGAAGAGGUUGCACAGUCCCCGAUCUCGAUGAUCGAGUCCGCGCUCAAAAAACUUUGCCAGCUUGACUCUGGUGCCGGAGGUGCCCAGCAAGAGGCGUGUCUCCAGGCUGUACACCAGGCUGCAGCCCGGAUACUCCAUGGAGCGCAGCAGCACGUCAACGCGGAGCUGCAGCGCAUGCAGGAUGAGACACAGGAGGCUCGAGCACGCUUUUGCCGAAAACAUGGCCGCCCUGGCCGCCCUGGGUCCUUGACCUGA
Messenger RNA from Symbiodinium natans, 2091 nucleotides. NCBI's taxonomy places the organism in Eukaryota, Dinophyceae, Suessiales, Symbiodiniaceae. The record is from the annotation of a GenBank genome assembly.